Raphanus sativus (radish) is the source of this 1772-nucleotide messenger RNA. Its product is annotated as nuclear poly(A) polymerase 3. Gene Ontology annotation, cellular component: nucleus. Gene Ontology annotation, molecular function: RNA binding; poly(A) RNA polymerase activity. The record is from RefSeq and is a predicted model, not a curated record. NCBI's taxonomy places the organism in Eukaryota, Viridiplantae, Streptophyta, Magnoliopsida, Brassicales, Brassicaceae.
AAAACAAGAACAAUCCAGCAAUCAUCCCUGGACAUGACAAGGGGAGGCGUUCGAUAUAAUGGUUUUCCUCCUUACUUGGCUGACACGGAAGAAGAAUGCUCUGUUUCUCUUCGUCAGCUUAUGGUCAAUGAAGGACUCAUUCCAUCUUCUGAAGAUGAGAAUAAACGAAGAAUCGUCAUUCUUAAGCUACAAAAGAUAGUGGUGAGAUGGGUUAAGAGCAUUGCUUGGAAACGACGUCUUCCUCAACAUCAUAUCAACGCAACCAACGCCACCAUUGUCCCUUACGGAUCCUAUGGUCUUGGGGUUCACGGUUCUCAAUCAGACAUUGACGCUUUGUGCAUUGGUCCUUUCUUCGCAACUAUAGCUGAGGAUUUUUUCAUCGACUUGCGUGAUCUUUUAAAAAGCAGAGCCGAAGUUUCCGAGAUUCAUUGUGUUAAAGAUGCUAAAGUUCCUCUCAUACGCUUCAAGUUUGAUGGCAUCUUGGUUGAUCUUCCAUACGCUCAGCUUCGACUCUUAUCAAUCCCAAACAAUGUAGAUGUGCUGAACCCUUUCUUCUUGAGAGGUAUUGAUGAGACAAGCUGGAGAAGCUUGUCUGGAGUUCGCGCAAAUCAAUGCAUCCUUCAAAUAGUACCUUCCGUGGAGUUGUUCCAAUCAUUGCUUCGUUGUGUGAAACUAUGGGCAAAGAGGCGUGGUGUAUACGGCAACUUGAAUGGGUUUCUAGGGGGAGUUCAUAUGGCGAUUCUUGCUGCGUUUGUCUGCGGAUACGAACCGAACGCUACGUUGAGUUCCCUCGUGGCUAGCUUCUUCAGCACGUUUGCUUAUUGGCAGUGGCCUACACCUGUGGUACUGCUAAGGGAUGCUUACGCAGCUGCUGGCUCUCCUCCGGGGUUAAUGCCUAUCCAGUUGCCUUGCGGUGGACGUCAGUACUGCAACUCCAACAUAACCAGGAGCACGUUUUAUAAGAUCAUGUCAGAGUUUCUCCGAGGGCAUCAUUUGAUGAAGGAUUACUUGAAGCCUAGCUUUAACUGGACGAGCUUGUUUGAGCCUUACCCUUAUGCAACAACGUACGCUUGGUUCGUCAAGAUACACCUCUCUGCUGAUAACCAGGAAGGUCUCAGUGAUUGGGUCGGUUGGGUUAAGUCACGUUUCCGCUGUCUUCUGAUCAAAAUAGAGGAAGUCUUUGGCCUUUGUGAUCCAAACCCAACAGAGUAUGUGGAAACCUGUGAGAAGCAGCCAAACAUUGUGUAUUACUGGGGGUUACACCUCGGAAACAUAAAUGUUUCAGACAUUGAAACCGUGGAGAUGGACUUUCUGAAGAAUGUCAACAACAGGGGAAGCUUCCAGGGAACAGUUGGUGGAAUCAAGUUAUCAGUUGUGCAAGCCUCUCAGCUGCCUACUAAGAGUGUUGAGUGCGAUAGAAGCAAGAACGUGGCAAGGACGUGCUGGAGAGUCCGGGAAGAUAAGCAGUGCAAGAACACACCUGUUUACUCAAGGCAACGGCCAGGUUAUGUGAAGAUGAGUAACAGAGACGCUGAGAGUACUGAUGUUAAGUGUUAGGUCAUGUGCAGUGAGUGAUGAUGGUUCUGCUGCUUCCUGUUAACACUUUGUUUUUUUUUUUAGUUUUAGGCUUUAAACUGUGUGCUAAAGAUUGCAGGAAAGCAACUAGAUUGACUUGUAACUCUCUGAUUUGUUGUAAAUGUCUCCUGACCAAUCCACUGUUUUCAAAACAAGAUUUUCUACAAAGUUGUGAAUGAAAAAAAAGAUUUCCACUA